Daphnia pulicaria is the source of this 819-nucleotide messenger RNA. RefSeq names its product carbonic anhydrase 4-like. The record is from RefSeq and is a predicted model, not a curated record. The coding region runs from base 1 to 819 and encodes 272 amino acids. The transcript is spliced from 7 exons. Lineage: Eukaryota; Metazoa; Arthropoda; Branchiopoda; Diplostraca; Daphniidae. Gene Ontology annotation, molecular function: zinc ion binding; carbonate dehydratase activity. Gene Ontology annotation, cellular component: plasma membrane.
AUGACGACGAAGGAAGCUUCUUUGCUGCGCAAGGGAGCAAAUUUUAUGUUUUGGGCAGUUCACACUUUUAGACCUAUUAUCGUAAAUUUGUUGAUUGAGCACGAAUCACAUUGCGGAGGCAAGAACCAGUCGCCCAUCAACAUCGAAUCGAAGGAUGCCAUCAUCGCCAAUUAUCCUGAAUUCAUUUUCCACAAUUACGAACUUGUUUUCCCCGAAGGAUUGGAGAAUAACGGUAACACUGAGCAAGGAAUGGGCGCGGAAUUGCCCUUAAUUACGGGCGGAGGCCUCACCGACCGUUACAACUUUGUUCAGCUCCACUUCCACUGGGGCCGAAGUUUUUCUAGCAGUGAACACAGAAUUGAUGGAGAACAGUGCAAAGUUGAUCAAAUAGCAUACGAUAUCCGGCCGAACUGCACAUGGCCCAUUACAAUUCGAAAUACGGAACUUUUAGCGAGCUCUCUGCAACCGAGAGACAACAUUGCAUUCCGACAUCUGGAACAAUUUGAUAACAUCAUCGAUCCCAGUAUCGCCAAAAGCGAUGAAUUGCGAUUGCGAUAUUCUGUCCCAUUGUCGGAUCUUCUUCCUGGUAAUACCGACAGUUUCUUCCGAUACAACGGAUCGUUGACUACUGGAAACUGUAACGAAGACGUCAUCUGGACGAUUUUUGAUACUCCGAUUGCUAUUUCUGAACGACAAAUUUCGACGCUAAUGACUGAAGCCAAGCAAAAUGAAAUGUUGAUAAAUGAUUUUUAUACUCCAUCUAUUCUAUUCUUCACCCCGCCUAUUCCACUGAUUAAUUUGCGGUUUACUUCUUACUAA